UAACUUGUAAGAGAUGUAUGAAUCAUUCAUCACUCAGAAUCCGGGUAAGAAAGGUAUAAAAACCUUCAAAAGCAUUUAUUUGUCAGUAUCAUUCGGAGGACUCCACACUUUUUGCGCUUAUCGCUAUGUUAUUUAGGUUGACUUAUUACUUUAUAUAAAACUUAAUCAAAGAUGCUAUACUAAUCCGAAAUCCUAUAUAUUGAUCAAAUAUUUGAGUACUUUAUUGCAUUCAGAGUCAAAGUCCCAUUGGUAAUAUAAUCAUACCCCUAUAACAUACACUUAUUUUUAGGAGGAGUUGUUUGGCAAGUGUACCCCUAUUAAUAAAUAUUUUCCCAAAUAUAUAAAUAUCACAAUUGUUUGCUAGAAGAUUAAACAAAAGCUCCAAAUAUAUAAUGUCAGUUGCUGCUUUACUCAAGUGGUAUAUCUUCGUACCGUUAUUGGUGAUAAUCUACAAUGUAUACCAAUCUUUCAAGAUACGGAAAUUGAUGAAAAAAUUUGGAGCCAAAGAUUUCACUAAUAAAGUAUCAGAUGGCUUUUAUGGCAUAACGAGACCCUUUAAAAUGGAGAAGGAAAGAAAAAAAGGAAGAUAUGUUGAGUUUUAUCAUUCAGUAUUACAGAAUGUAGAUCAUCCUGAAAUUGGUACUCUUACUACGAAAGCUGUGGGAAUUGAUAUUAUAUUUACUAAAGAUCCAGAAAAUAUAAAAGCAAUUCUUGCAACUCAAUUUAAUGAUUUUGAGUUUGGGUUAAGAAGUGCAUUCUUGUAUCCUUUGUUAGGUGAAGGAAUUUUCACCUUGGAUGGUGAAGGUUGGAAGCAUUCAAGAGCUAUGCUAAGACCACAAUUCUCAAAAGAACAAGUAGGCCAUGUUCAAGCUUUAGAACCACACAUUCAAUUACUUGCAAAACACAUUGUUCAACAUAAUAAAAAUGAAUUUGAUAUCCAGGAAUUAUUCUUUAGGUUUACUGUGGAUACCGCAACAGCAGUUUUGUUUGGUCAAUCUGUUGAAAGCUUAAAAGAUUCAUUUAUUGGAUUUACUGACCCAGAAGAUAAUUUUGAUGGUAGGAGAGAUUUUGCUAAUGCUUUUAAUAAGUCCCAAGAAUAUGUUGCUAAGAGAGCAAUGCUCAAUGAUCUUUAUUUUUUAAUUAAUCCACAAGAGUUUAAAGAAUCCAAUGCGAAAGUACAUAGAUUUGCUGAUCAUUAUGUUAAUAAGGCUCUCAACGUGAGCUCUGAAGAAUUAGAGAAGGCUUCUAAGGAACAAUAUAUCUUUCUAUAUGAGCUAGUCAAAGAAACUAGGAAUCCUAAAGUAUUAAGAGAUCAAUUGUUAAACAUCUUACUUGCUGGCAGAGACACCACAGCAAGUCUUUUAUCGUUCACAUUUUAUGAAUUGUGCAGAAAUAAAGAUAUUUGGAAGAAACUAAGAGAAGAAGUUGACAAUAAAUUUGGAUUAGGUAAUGAAAGUAGAGUGUAUGAAAUAACCUUUGAAUCUUUAAAGAGAUGUGAGUAUUUAAAAGCGGUUCUUAAUGAAUCAUUAAGAUUGUAUCCAACUGUUCCUAGAAAUGGACGUUUUGCAAAUAAGAAUACAACUUUACCAAGAGGUGGUGGACCCUUGGGUGAAGAUCCAGUAUUGGUCAGAAAGGGUCAACCAAUUGCAUAUGUAAUUUAUUCAACUCACAGAUCUCUGGAGUUCUAUGGUAAAGAUGCCAAUGAAUAUAGACCUGAACGAUGGUUUGAACCUGAAACUAGAAAGUUAGGUUGGGCUUACUUACCAUUCAACGGUGGACCCAGAAUUUGUUUGGGACAACAAUUUGCUUUAACAGAAGCUUCAUAUGUACUUGUUAGAUUAUGCCAAAUGUUUUCAUCCUUAGACCCUCCAAAAGACAAGGGUGAAUAUCCUCCCAAACAAUUACUUAGUAUUUCAACUUGUUUAUAUGACCCAAAUCUUGUUUCUUUAUAUUAGUAGAUUUUAUUGGUUAUAUUUUAUAUAC
Messenger RNA from Scheffersomyces amazonensis, 1983 nucleotides. RefSeq names its product cytochrome P450. Lineage: Eukaryota; Fungi; Ascomycota; Pichiomycetes; Serinales; Debaryomycetaceae. Gene Ontology annotation, molecular function: iron ion binding; heme binding; oxidoreductase activity, acting on paired donors, with incorporation or reduction of molecular oxygen, reduced flavin or flavoprotein as one donor, and incorporation of one atom of oxygen. The record is from RefSeq and is a predicted model, not a curated record. Bases 393 to 1955 code for a protein of 520 amino acids. The transcript has a single exon.